UAGAGAGAACUUUGUGCAAAGACAUCCUUAUAUGUUUGGUGACAGAGUUGUUUUUCUUUUUUCCCAGUUAGUGGGAGGCAAUAAAUCCAGCCAGCGUGGAAAAGAUUUAGCAGUCAGUAUGAUGGUGGAGGGAAACACUGAAGCCAGAAAUCAACGUAGGGGGUGUCCAGAUCCUGUCUUUAUUUUCAGUUGUGAAGUGGUAGGCCUCUUUGGGAGGAGGAGCUACUCUAACUUACCCUUACUGAGGAGGAAAAAGAAAAUUGAGUAACUGAAUUUACAUCAUUUGCUGCUAGGGAAAUAUCCGUUCUUUGCCUGUGCUGCCACACCCAGUCCUGAUCCAUCCCUGUUUAUUCAUUGCCACAUUUCCCCACACCAGACAAAUCUUAUCCCAUGACAAUCAGGAACUAUUAUUUCUGAGGGCAGGGCAAUUCUACCAUAAAACAACCACCUGUCUGAAGCCAAUCUCCAGACGAAAGAAGUUUCAGUCCAUGAGAGAAGGACACUGGUGAAGCAAGGAGAGAGGGAGGAUUGAAAGUGCAACCAAGGCAACAGAAAAAGAUCAGCAGGACUUGGAGGAGCAUCUGAAAAAAAAGAAGAAGAAGAAUAAGAAUCUGCUGAGAAGCAAGCAGAGACAUUACAGAACUUCAAGGAAGGAGAGGAGAGGAGACCAGACUGCAAGAUGAGCAAUCCACAGAAUGAGAAGACAUCUCAAAUGAAUGAAUCCUUUCAACCUGGACAACAGCCUGAUCCGAUGAAAUCAGCUAUGAACCCACCGCCUCCAAUGUAUGGGACAUCUCCCUCUAUGCAAUACCAGUAUCAACCUUAUGCUGGACCUCCCGGUGCCGUACCUAUGCAGCCUCAACAAACCAUCUUCGUCACAAAUGUACAGUCUGUCAAUGAACCAGAUUAUUUGGGCUACUCCAUCUUCACCCUCCUUUGCUGUUUCCUCCCCUUGGGCAUAGCUGCUUUGAUUUUCUCUAUAAAGACUCAAGGGGCCAAUCAACAGGGAGACAUCGUGUCUGCUAGGAGAUAUUCCAGACUGGCCCUCACCUUGGAUCACGUGGCGCUUGGAUUGGGGAUUGCAUGGAUCGUUCUGGCUAUUAUUUUGGUCAUUGUUUUCAGCACCGUAGCUGUGACCACAGUUCAACAGGGCAAUUUUGGAAACUUUGGAAAUAUCAAUCCCUGAAGACACCAUAUUAUCUUAAAUGAUUUCUGUUCUUAAUACACAGAAGAGAAGUCAGAAAUCAAACUAUCUAAAAUGAAACCAUAUUCUUUGAAUUAAUGUAAAUCGUGUAAAAUGCUUGGUGCAGAAUUUAACCGUAGGCCGGUCCUUCAGACUUCUCACUUGUUCACCUAUGCUUUGCUGGCCGCACCUAUGAACUAGCCCAUAAUACACUGAAGACAACAUUGGGCAGUCUGAAACCCUAUUAAUCGAUUAUUCUGAUUCUUAUCGACCCCCAGAUUGAAACAAUAGCUUGGGAAAAGGUAAAUGUAUCAGUUUUGAGGCCACAUGUGAAGCAUUGGCUCAUUUGGAGGUGAAAACUGUUUAUAUUGAAAUACACAUAAUCAGUUCUAAAUCUCAUUCAUAUGAAAUGGAUGCAAUGCACUAGACGUGAGAACGGAAAUCCCGAUUUGUUGGAAACCUACCAUAAGGAUAUUCUUCAUAUUUUCUCUGGGACAAUCUUACAGACAUAAGAUUUAUCUUUACACAUAAAACUCAGUGUUGUCAUAAAUCAAAAGUGAACAAUGUGGUACUUUAGGGCUUCAUGUAGUUUUCCAAAUCCUGACACACAUUUUACUCCAAAUUGUAAAAUUUAAUGCGAUCAAAGGAAUAUCUCUGUCUCACCUUUCUGUAUCAUUGAUUUCAUUGUCACAUUGCUCUUAUUGUUGGAAAUUAUUACAUAUUAUCCAAUUAGCAUCUGCCCUUCUGUAAUUUGAUAACCUUAUUCUGUGUACUGCACUGAUAUAAUACAAAGUAGGAUUUUAUUAAAUGUAUGAAGUGAGAUUCUGUGAAGAUUUUUUUGUUGUUGUUGUUUAAACUUAUAUAAAUUUAUAAUAUAAACUUAUGUGAAAUAAAUGCUAAUUUGUGUUCUG
This is a messenger RNA of Pantherophis guttatus, 2094 nucleotides long. NCBI's taxonomy places the organism in Eukaryota, Metazoa, Chordata, Lepidosauria, Squamata, Colubridae. The record is from RefSeq and is a predicted model, not a curated record.